Suillus subaureus is the source of this 1393-nucleotide messenger RNA. RefSeq names its product JAB1/Mov34/MPN/PAD-1 ubiquitin protease-domain-containing protein. The record is from RefSeq and is a predicted model, not a curated record. Gene Ontology annotation, cellular component: proteasome regulatory particle, lid subcomplex. Gene Ontology annotation, molecular function: proteasome binding; metallopeptidase activity; protein binding. The coding region runs from base 98 to 1033 and encodes 311 amino acids. Lineage: Eukaryota; Fungi; Basidiomycota; Agaricomycetes; Boletales; Suillaceae. The transcript is spliced from 6 exons. Gene Ontology annotation, biological process: proteasome-mediated ubiquitin-dependent protein catabolic process; protein deubiquitination.
UGUUAAUUUCUGAGGCUGUCGUCAAACACAACCAAAUAGACUCGCGAGACGCGUCAGCGAAAGCAGGAGCCAAGCCAUUUCUUUCACUUAAUUGAACAUGGAAGGCAUGGAAGGUCUCGCAGAAAUGAUGGGUGGUCAGCUUCGUGGAAUGCGGGGUCCUGCGUCAGAUUCGGCAGUACCUGAUAGCGGAGAAGUCAUUCACAUAUCAUCUCUGGCACUAUUAAAGAUGUUGAAACAUGGCCGAGCUGGCGUUCCUAUGGAGGUUAUGGGUCUCAUGCUCGGAGAGUUUGUCGAUGAAUAUACCGUGCAAGUUGUGGAUGUCUUUGCCAUGCCACAGUCUGGUACCACCGUGACCGUUGAAUCAGUCGAUCACGUCUUCCAAACUAAGAUGCUCGACAUGUUGAAACAGACAGGACGACCGGAAAUGGUGGUAGGGUGGUACCACUCGCAUCCAGGGUUCGGAUGCUGGCUUUCGAGUGUUGAUAUCAACACACAAGAAUCGUUUGAACGCAUGCAGAACCGCUGUGUUGCUGUUGUCAUCGAUCCUAUUCAGUCCGUCAAAGGGAAAGUCGUCAUUGAUGCAUUCAGAUUAAUCAACCCUCAAACUGUUAUUAUUGGGCGUGAACCGCGACAAACGACGUCCAACAUUGGUCUCAUCAACAAGCCAUCAAUUCAGGCACUCGUGCACGGAUUGAAUAGGCACUAUUAUUCAAUCGCCGUGAAUUACCGCAAGACGGAGCUUGAACAAUCAAUGUUGAUGAACCUGCACAAGAGAAACUGGACAGAAGGUUUGAAGUUGCGUGACUUUUGUUCACACAAGGAGAGCAAUGAGAAGGCUAUUAAGUCUAUGCUCACGCUGUCCGAGGCGUACAACAAAUCCGUGCAAGAGGAAUCAACGUUAUCUGCGGAAAAGCUGAAGACACGGCAUGUGGGGAAACAAGAUCCAAAGCGACAUUUAGAAGAAUCGGUGGAAAAAGCAAUCGGGGACCAAGUGGUGCAGAACCUGGGUACGAUGUUGCUGGCCGAACUAUAGAUUCUCUUUCGUCGGACUUCUUUUGCAUUCCCAUGGGUGUCAUUCAGAAGCAUAUCAGGCUCGCAGUUAACUCGCGGAGUUCUGCGUGAUGAAGAAGGCAGCCAAGAGUCCAAAGUCGAGAACGGCUCCACAGAGAAGAGCUUUUGAAAUUGUCACAUGGCUGUGUAGCGCUUGAUGACAGUGCAUCAUGUCUUACCCAUCGCGGCGAUGUGAAAUUAAGUUCCACCAGAAGGUCUUGGACUUUCAGAUCAUAGAGCUAUUUCUGAAUGGCAAGUGCACUCUGACAGUGAGACCCUCGACACCGAGUGGCGUUCAGGGACAAGAAGACAAACUUUGAGUGCACUUCGUCUAUCGCAGGCA